Messenger RNA from Penicillium soppii, 1458 nucleotides. RefSeq lists its product as uncharacterized. The record is from RefSeq and is a predicted model, not a curated record. The coding region runs from base 1 to 1458 and encodes 485 amino acids. Lineage: Eukaryota; Fungi; Ascomycota; Eurotiomycetes; Eurotiales; Aspergillaceae. The transcript is spliced from 8 exons.
AUGCGUAUCUUUCUGGCUCUUGUGGCCAGCCUUCUUGCAAUGCCAGCAAGGAGCAAAUACAUUGUUCCUGGAGGAAGAUGGCAGGACACGAAUGGAUCAUUUAUUAAUGCCCACGGAGCUGGAAUUACGUUCGACUCCAGAUCAGGCAAAUUUUGGUGGUUUGGUGAAUACAAAACCGAGGAGCAUCCAGAAGGUGGCGGUGUAUCGGUGUAUAGCUCAGAAGAUUUGAGCGUAUGGACUGCUGGUGGGCUGGCAUUGGCUCCGGUUGAGGGGCACCCAUAUAUCUCGUCCAGUAACAUUAUUCAGCGACCUAAAGUGGCCUACAGUGCUGAAACUGAUGACUAUCAUAUGUGGUGGCAUGCCGACAAUUCCACAUAUGGGCUUCUCCUGCAAGGUCACGCUGUAUCAUCGAAAAUAAACGGGCCAUACAAUUUUGUUGAUGCGACUGCACCCCUUGGAAAUUGGUCUCAAGAUUUUGGCCUAUUCACUGACUACAAAGAUCGCCGGUCCUAUGCCCUCUACUCAAAUGGAGACAGCGUAGAUGGCAGGGAUGUGUACAUUUCGAGCAUGAACGAGAAUCUCACAUCUCUCGAAGAGGUCGUGUAUCGAUUCCCAAAAUUCGAUCUCGAGGCGCCUACCAUCAUGCAGACGGAAAAAAGCUAUUGGGCACUGAUGAGUCACAAGACCGGAUACAGACCGAAUAAUGUGGUGGCAUUCCGUGCUGACUCACUGAGUGGGCCUUGGUCCCAGCCAUUCAUCAUCUCGCCUUUGAACACACGGACUUUCAACUCGCAGUCUGGGUUCACUCUACGGAUUGAGGGAAGUAAGAAAACAACUUACCUCUAUAUCGGGGACCAAUGGGAUUCAAACUCUGUGUGGGACAGUCGUUAUAUAUGGUUGCCGAUUCAGACAGAUGAAAAGGCCAAGACGUUGGAAUUAGAGUGGCAUGAUGUUUAUGACCUGGACGUGAAAACCGGAGAAUGGAAAGCUGUAAAGGGGACAACUUACACCGUGAAGAAUGCCAAGACCAAUGGUGAUGCAUAUAAGCAAGAGGCCAAUUUCGCCACGGACGGUGUAAUUCUUACAGGAAUAUAUGGCAACGACAGCACCGUCACAUUUGAGCAUAUCGAAGGAUCGGGAAAACCACAAUGGGUAUCCUUUUACUAUCAAAAUACCGAUGAUAUGGGAUUCGGAGAUCAACCUGGAGGUUCUCCGGACAGAAUUGGUGGCUCGUGGCAGCUUCGCCGGAUUAGCAGUGUGGUAGUCAACGGAGACGCGUCGACCAUACAAACUUUGUACCAAAGAGAUACACACAAGGGAAUUAUCCUGUCCACUCCACUGCAGCUGACUUUGAAGAAGGGAAAGAAAAACACUAUAACGAUUGGAGGCCUAUAUAAUGGAGUUGACCAUAAGGGUGCGGACUUGGAUCGGAUAGUUGUUUACCCUUCCGAAGUGUAA